UACACGACAGCAAUGGCUCAGUUUAGGGGCCGGCGGUGUCUGCGUGCGAAUGUCCGUAGCUGGGGAUGACAGUGACGUCAUCACCACUGCCAGCUGGAGCUUUCUUCAGGAAACGCCAGCAAGAACCGCAAAGGUCGGACAACCAGCCCAGACUUCACUAUGGCGCUCAGAGGGGCCUCCCUCCCUGCUCUCUGACUCCACUCCACCCUGGAUUGCCACGGACAGGUGGGGCAGCUGUGAGGACACCAAUCGGGCAUGAGCUCCACGGAGAUGGCCCCGCCCCCUCGCCACAAGCCGCGGCCCCCCUCGCGGAGCAACAGCACCGCCUCCUCCAGACACCUGGGCACCCGGCAGAGCUCAAGGAACUGGGAGGUGAUGGAGGAUCCACAGAACGAGAUUGGUGGAGGCGAAGGGGGAGGGCGGGACUUGGCACAGCCUGAUAAGCAGGAAGGGUACCUGCUGAAAAAGAGGAAAUGGCCCCUUAAAGGGUGGCACAAGAGGUAUUUUGUGUUGGAAAGCGGGAUUCUCAAAUACGCCAAGACCCAGCAAGAUAUCAGUAAGGGGAAGCUCCGCGGCUCGUUCGACGUCAGUCUGUCUGUCAUGUCCAUCAACAAGAAAUCCAAACGCGUUGAUCUGGAUGCUGAAGACAACUUGUAUCACCUCAAGGGGAAGUCUCAGGAAGUGUUCUCUACCUGGGUGUCUAGUCUCCGCGCUCAUCGGAUCUUUCGCAAGAGCGACUCGACCCGGCUGCAGAACGGGAUGUACACAGUACUGUCACCCCUCAAACCCCUGCCCAGCAACGGAACUCUGCUGGGUCUGAUCCAGCCCCCUAGCCCCUCACACCAAAGUCCCAGGUCAGUCCCCCUGCACAGCGUCCCCUCCCUGGCUGUAGAGGUGGACAGCAAGGUGGCUGCCUGGCUGCAGCACACUGAUGACAUGCAGACCUGCUCCAGAGAGCUCUCCGAGUGUCAGACCAGCCUGACAGAGCUGUGGAGGCUGCUGCAGAGUCUGGAGGUGCUCCAUCGAGUCGCCUCCGUCCCCCUCAUCUGUGACAGCCAGAAUUCGGUGUCGGAGAAACCCAAGAAGGAGAAGCGCUCGUCCAAGAUCUGGUGCACCAAAAACUCCACCAAGGAGGAAGCUGCAGGCACGGCUGCCUCGUCACGGCUCCACGCUUCGGUCCCCAGCCUGUCUGACUGCCUGGACCCUCCUCCCCUCCCCAGUGCCUUCUCCCUCCAGCCAGAGUCCAGCCAGCUACAGCAGGACUUCUGCAGCCUGGCGCAGAGAGUCCACUCCUCCCUGAAAAGUGCCUUCGACUCCCUGUCUCUGGAGAGGGAACGCCUGCAGCAGAGCUGGCUGCAGCCCCAGCAGAGAGAGACCCCCGUCACACAGAUAGCAAACCUGCGCAACGCUCUGUCAGAGGUCUCGGCUCAGAACAUGGAGCUCCAGACCCACCUGACCCGAAUUCACUCCCUCUCCAUCUCAUCGGACUCCACCAUCGACUCAUUCGUGUCUGUCAGCCAAGAGGAGCAGGUCUCCCCUGGCGCUGGUGGGCGGUCUCUGAAGCAGCAGGGCUCCAAUGACAGCUUGGCAUCUCUGUCGGACUCCCACGCCGAGUUCUUCGAUGCCUGCGAGGUUAUCGUCUGCGGCAGCUCCUCGGAGAACGACGCCUCGGACGCAGAGUCCUGUGUGAGCGACGUGACCUGCAGCAACUCCGAGGAGCAUCUGGACUGCGGGGAGGAGGGCGCACCCCCCAGGAAAGUGACUGUUCCCAGUGCUCCCAGUAUCCCCAGCAGGGCUGCCCAGUACGCUGGCCGGCGGACCUGCCUCCCAGCCCCCUGCCCCAACACCAGCAACAUCAGCCUGUGGAACAUCAUGCGCAACAACAUUGGGAAGGACCUGUCCCGCGUCUCCAUGCCGGUGCAGCUGAACGAGCCCCUGGGCACCCUGCAGAGACUGUGUGAGGAGCUGGAGUACUCUGAGCUGCUGGACGCUGCCAACCAGAGACAGGACCCCUUUGAGAGGAUGGUGUACGUCGCUGCAUUCGCGAUCUCGGCCUACGCCUCUGCAUAUCACCGGUCUGGCAGUAAGCCCUUCAACCCGGUGCUGGGGGAGACAUACGAGUGCGAGCGAGAGGACAAGGGCCUCCGGUUCAUCAGUGAGCAGGUCAGCCAUCACCCUCCGAUCUCUGUGUGUCAAGCUGAGUCUGACAACUUCAUCUUCUGGCAAGAUGUCCGGUGGAAAAACAAAUUCUGGGGGAAAUCACUGGAGAUCGUUCCAGUGGGGAUGGUUAACGUCAUACUUACAAAGUUCGGAGACCACUACGAGUGGAACAAGGUGACCUCCUGCAUUCAUAACAUCCUGAGCGGCCAGCGCUGGAUCGAGCACUACGGGGAGGUGGUGAUCCGAAACAACAGCAGCAGCAUCUGCCAGUGCAAGAUCACCUUCUGCAAGUCAAAGUACUGGAGCUCCGUUAUGAAUGAGGUGCAGGGGGCCGUGCUGGACGAGGCUGGCACGGUGAUCCAUCGGCUAGGGGGCCGCUGGCACGAGGGCAUCUACUGCGGGACCCCCCCCAAGACACACUGCAUCUGGAAACCAAACCCCAUGCCUGCGGACUUUGACCGCUAUUACGGUUUCACGCGGUACGCCAUGGAGCUGAACGAGCUGAGCCCAGAGCUGAAGCUGCUGCUGCCGCCCACAGACACGCGGCUCCGACCCGACCAGAGGUACCUGGAGGAGGGGAAUGUCGAGGCUGCGGAGACUCAGAAGCAGCGGGUGGAGCAGCUCCAGAGAGAACGUCGCAAAGUCCUGGAGGAGAACGGACUGCCACACCAGCCACGCUUUUUCACGAGAACGGUGGAUACCAGUGGUAAGGAGUUUUGGUUAAGCAACGGGACAUACUGGAAAGUUAGGAAGGACCCGGGAUUUUCAAAAAUGGACAACACCGUUCUGUGGUGACAGUGAUCCACGCGAUCGAACCACAAGCAUACAACCCCGGAACCUUUCUACUCCCGAAAGGGGGUGAGGGGGGGGGGUGGACCAGUAGGAGGUACCCACAGAAACCAGUCUGGAACUGGCUCUUAGGAAGAAUAACUGUAUAUUAUUAAUAAUAAUGAUAAUGUUUUAAUUUUUUUAAAAACAGAGAUAUUACUAAAAUGAGAUUUUUAAAGUUUGAAAAAGUACAGUUGGAAAGAGAUUGCUAUAAAUACGCGAUGGAGGAGAGGUGGGGUAGAAGGGGGUCUACCAAAACCACUCGGUAUUUUGUUUACUGUAGGGCUAGAACGUUAAAUUCACUCCCGGGGGUGAUCAGAAUUGGUGACCAUCCAAAAAAAUUAUAUUAUAUAUAAUUAAUAAAUGAAUGUUCGAACCAAACAGAUCUCGCACAUCUGAAUUUGUUUAAUUUUUCUGGAUUCAUUUAGAUGUGUGUGUGUGUGUGUGUGUGUGUGUGUGUGUGUGUGUGUGUGUGUGUGUGUGUGUUUUAGGUCUACAGACAAUGAUAAUUAAGCACAAAGUUUUGAAAACAAACCUCCGUGACGUUGCUUGUCUAUUUAUUACUCUGUACUGUGUUUUUAACUGCACCUUCAAUCCUGUUCUCCAUACCAGUGAGCCGCACCGUUGUUAAGUUAUUCAACUUUUGUGCAGUGUUCUAGAAACCGAAAAACAAAUAUAUUAAGUAGACGAGUAUUUUGGCUAUCACUAGCCUUGUCUGCUUCCGCUAAGCUUUACCUUAUACUUUUUUUGAAGUUUCACAGGCUGCGAUUCAAUUGAAUUUAUAGCGCCGCUGUCCGUACGGCGGCAUUCAAAAAAUACAAAACACAAACCAUGAGUAAUAUAAUUCAUGUUCAGUUUUCUUGUUGUUAAUCUAACAUCAUUGCAGUUCUCAGUUCGUCGCAGUUUAUAGUUUACAAUUAUAAAUGCAAUCCCAGACACUGGCUGGAGACAGGCUGCCGUGGUUACAGUGGCAUCCAUCCCAUUUGAUUCCACUGUGCAGGUUUAGAGUCUGUUUGGUUUGGGUUCAGGGCUGGUCACCCCUAUUGACAGAGCCCGGUGUGCGGGACACAGGGACACUACUUAUUAAUGUAUCCCACCAUCUACACUCCCAAGUCAAGUAAAAGCCAUACACAUAAAUACAUGCACAUGUUACUGGAUCCAAUUGUUUUAAUUAAAUAAUGUAUUUUCAUAUGCUACUGUCUAUGCUGAGCAAUGAAUAUAUUAUACAAUAUUUACUACUGUAACAUGGAUAUUUAAUAGAAGCCAGGGUCGUGCAAAAAAAAAAAAAAAGGAUUUUUGGUUUAUUCCUAGCUAGCAUGUUACCAUGAGUUUAGUAUAGCAUUUCUACAUAUGAGUAAGAGACUGUUACAAUUUCAGGAUGAUUUAAAAAACUGAGCAAACUGGUAGUUUUCCUACGUUAAUACAUAGAACAGAUACAAUCUUGUGGAAACCAUUUCGGAUUCCAGUUUUUCAAUUCAUUGAGUUUCUUAUUUCAUGGUCACCUCGCAGGACCGGGAGCACGUUGUCGAGGUAAGAUAUUACGAAUGUUAGCUAGGAAUAAACAAUUUAGGGAAUCUUGCAAUAAAAACGUCAUGAUUGUAAUUGCAAUAUGAGGCCGCUAGGUGUCACUGUGUCGCUAUAUUAUAAAUGUGAGCAAAAACAUUCUGUGGAUCUGAAUGGAUGCGAUUUUAGAUUUGUUACACAGUUUACCGCUAUUGCUGUUGUGUUUAUUUUAAUUUUUUUUUUGGGCCACAUCAUUUCAAAUCUAUAAAACGAAUGUGUCUGUUUUUUUUGUUUUUUUGAUGUGUAUUUGUGCCUUUUUGAAAGACAUUUGAUUUGGUAUAUAGAGCGCACCCUUGUGUUUGGACGUUCUGGGUUUCAGGAUUUUGUCUGAUUUCUAACUAUUUUAACUUUGAAAUAAACUUUACCCCCCCUCUCCCCUUUUAAAAAAAAAUAAUAAAAAUGUACAAGUUUACAAUGCAAAGUGGAUUCAUAAUACAAGCUUACCCAUAACUAAAAUGGUCCCCUAUUGCUUUACCUAAUAGUCUGUUUUUUUAUUAUUAUUAUAUUAUAAGUUAUUAUAUUAUACAGCAUUUAUAUUGUACCUUUUUUCUUUGUUUUUUUCCCUUUCGGUGCAAUAACUGAUUAUUAAUAAUACUGUAUUUAUCUACACAUUUCUGUUGCAUCUUAUAUCAUACAGCCCAAGCCAGGCUGUUUUGAGUGUAUAGAUCUGUAUGUGAAGCUUGGAGGGGGAGGGGGUGAUUGUACAUUUUCAUCUGUUAAUGUGUGUAUUGUAAUCAUCAGUUUUAUUUUUGCAUUGGCUCACACAUUCCCCUAUAGAGGUAAAUAUGAAUCUAAAGAUGAUUUAAAAUAUACUCUUUAAAACAACAA
This is a messenger RNA of Acipenser ruthenus (sterlet), 5379 nucleotides long. RefSeq names its product oxysterol-binding protein-related protein 7-like. The transcript has 22 exons. Gene Ontology annotation, cellular component: perinuclear endoplasmic reticulum; plasma membrane; cytosol. The record is from RefSeq and is a predicted model, not a curated record. Gene Ontology annotation, molecular function: cholesterol binding. Bases 256 to 2955 code for a protein of 899 amino acids. Lineage: Eukaryota; Metazoa; Chordata; Actinopteri; Acipenseriformes; Acipenseridae.